This is a messenger RNA of Suillus paluster, 1093 nucleotides long. RefSeq names its product HAD-like domain-containing protein. The record is from RefSeq and is a predicted model, not a curated record. Bases 153 to 1055 code for a protein of 300 amino acids. The transcript has 6 exons. Gene Ontology annotation, molecular function: alkaline phosphatase activity; phosphoglycolate phosphatase activity. Lineage: Eukaryota; Fungi; Basidiomycota; Agaricomycetes; Boletales; Suillaceae.
GCAAAAGGCAACCACAGUAUUGACUUGGUAUUGACACUGACAGUUUUUCAUACUGAAAAGUUCCCACUAGCAUCACCCAAAGCCUGUCAGUGUCACCACUGACUCCAACGGAAGCCCGAAUCCCCCAUCCCUCAUCCCUCCCCGCGCCUAUCAUGGCCCACCACCUCACCUCCCCAUCCGAAUACCAAACCCUAAUCAAUGACUAUGACACCUGGAUGUUCGACUGCGAUGGCGUAUUAUGGCACGGCGAUCGAUUAAUCGAAGGCGCAGUAGAAGUUCUGGAGAUCCUUCGGAAGCGAGGGAAGCGCGUUUUUUUUGUUACUAAUAAUGCUAGCAAGUCCAGGAAGAGUUAUAAGGGCAAGUUCGAUAUGUUGGGCGUGGAAGCGAGUGUGGAAGAGAUAUAUGGAUCGGCAUAUGCUUCUGCUGUUUACAUCUCAUCCGUCAUGAAGCUUCCAAAGGAUAAGAAGGUGUAUGUGAUUGGGAUGGCAGGGAUCGAGGAAGAGCUGCGAGAAGAAGGCGUCUCCUUCAUCGGUGGAACGAACCCAGCAGACUGCACCCUUGACCCAUUCUCACUAUCAAACUUCUCACUCGACCCAGACGUCCAAGCUGUACUUUGCGGUUUGGACCUUAGCGUAAAUUAUACCAAACUAUCAAAAGCAUUCCAAUACCUCACACGAAACCCCGGCUGCCAAUUCCUGGUCACAAAUGAAGACAGCACAUUCCCGAGCGCGGAUGGUCUCUUGCCUGGAGCUGGAGCCAUCAGCGCCCCAUUACGCUUUGCGCUGGAGAAGGAUCCGAUAAGUAUCGGAAAACCCGCAAAGACGAUGUUGGAUUGUAUUCAAGCCAAGGUGAAAUUCGAUCCGAAACGCACAAUAAUGGUCGGGGAUCGCUUGAACACUGAUAUUCUAUUCGGACAAGCUGGAGGUCUUGCGACGCUCCUUGUCCUGACGGGCAUCACAUCGAAGCAAGAUAUCACCGGCCCAAAUGCUUCACCAAUAGUACCCGACUACGUCACCCAGUCUAUCGGAGAUCUUCGCGUCCUCGAUGGAAAAUAGUUCUAGUCUUCUCCCGUGCAUAGAAGAUAGAAGGGGCU